UGAUAGCUGACUUGAUAUAAAAAUUACUCGCAGCAAGUGCCAUCCCAUCAAAUGUCUGUAGUUACAACUGAGUCAGCAAACAGACUGUGUCUCCCAAGGCCAAGAUACACACACACACACACACACACACACACACACAUUUAUGUGUUGUAAGUUCCCCUUACUGACAUGAAAACCCAGUCAUCGCCCUGGUUCCUUGUUGUCAUAGAAAAUAAAAGAGAAGUUGAUCAGUCUGACCUGUAGAUGUUUGUUUCGAGGAAGGAAAAAAUAGGCACAUCAUAUCUAAAGAGCACAUGAGGGCAGGCUGGUAGACAAGGUAGCGUAAGGACUACGCAUUCACAGAGAAGAAGGUGGGAAGAAGAGAGAAGGUGAAGCAAAGGAGGUAACCCGAAGAUGGUUGGACAAGUGGCACAGAGCUGCUGGCUGCUCCUCACACUCUCUCUGAAAGGUAUUCUUGCUGGUGAUUGGUCAGUUCGUCUCCCCUCCGGUCCUGUCUGCGCUCAGAUUGGAUCCUCUGUGGUUCUCCCUUGUUCCUAUGACUACCCCCAAAGUCCUAAUGAAACCAGGGGAGAGGGGCAGCUCUCUGCCCAGGGUGGAGGAGGUGCAGGACAGCAGUACAAAGCUUUGACGGAGAUGUGGUGUCUUGAAGACAGUCGCUGUAUCACCCCAAGGUAUGUGUUCCACAGUGCUGGUGUUUUCCCGGAUCCAUCCUACCAGAACAGGGUGCAGUACCUGGGAAAACCAGGAACAAAGAACUGCUCUCUGAAUAUUUCUGAUCUGAGACAGUCAGACAGUGGAAACUACGUGUUUUACCUCAUCACCAACCAUCCAACACAGAAGAUGCCAGAGCAGAGAGGCAUACAGCUACUGGUGGCAGACUCCUCCAGCGCAGUCACCAUGUCUGCAAGUCCCCCCAGUGGCAUCACUGAGGGUGCGGCCUUACGUCUGGCCUGCUGCAGCCCCUCAGCCAGUCCACAGGCCAGCUUCAGAUGGUUCAAGGGCACAAGCGCUGCCCCAAGAUCUAAUGGACAGGUGUGGAACAUUAGUGAAGUUACCUCUGAUGACUCUGGCAACUACUACUGCCAGAUGCAGACUGGAGAUAAAGUGCAGAACUCAAAAAUCCUGGCCAUUGAUGUAGAGUACCCUCCUCGAAAUACAACUGUCUCCAUCUCUCCUGCUGGAGAGCUGCAAGAGGUUCUUCCUGUGACUCUGACCUGCAGCAGUGUAGCUAACCCACCUGUCCAUAUGUACAGCUGGUACAAGGGUGCAGCAUGUCUCCCUACAACAGACAAAAGCUUUCAUCAAGCAAGACAAACCCUGGCUACACUUAUAGGAAGAGGCUCAACACUCAGCAGUGCCAACAUCAGCGCUGAGGAGUAUGGGGAGUACUGCUGUGUGGCACGCAACAGACAUGGAUCACAGGCUCACUCUGUAACACUCACAGAUUCUAGAGCAGCGAACACAUCUAACUCUUCAGGAAGCAGAGCAGUGCUUAUCGGAGUGACCAUUGCAGUCUUAGUGGUUAUUAUAGCCAUAGUUGCUUUUCUUAUGACAAGGAAACAGAAGUCAUCCCAACGCCAGUCGUAUGCUCUCACUGCGACAGCUGCUACAGAUCUUUAAGGUCUCAGCAAAACCAGAAUCUAACCAGAAUCUGUACCCUACAACCACCAAAAGCACGAGCCAACUUUUUUGUUUUUUAUUAUAUUAACUAACUAAUAACUCAAGAUAGGUAGAACUUUUCCUCACUGAAAUCAUGUACACAGAAGAAAAACUUUCAACACUGACUGUCGACAGUGAGGCCAGUUCACAAAGCGAGAGAGUGUGAGAACCUGGAGAUCAUAUGAUACUGUCUGUCCAUGCGAGCAAUACACAGAGAUGUCUGGAAACUUUAACUCCUGGAUUUCAAUGGACUGAACUAAACAAGGAGGAACUUGAACUUUUAAAAUCACCAGGAAUGAACCAAAGGAAAAAAGUUGUCUUAUUAUUUGUUAUGUGUGCGUGUAUGUUGAAAUGUGUUGCAGGAUAAUUUAAAUGCUUUUGUCAGGGAUUAGCCAAGCAAUAUACAAUAAAAAUAUUUAUAAUGAGUGAGAAAGUAGACUAAAAAUGACUCUACUCUGUGUUGUUGAUUCUAAUGUUAAAGUAACAGGUGUAAAUUUGAAUGCAGCCUUCAUGGUUCAUUACAUCUGAUGCAGACAUCCGGACUUAUUAGCACUGAUACUUUUACUGGAUUUCAACGACAUGGCCCAAAGUGCAACACGUACUGUACAGACAGUGUCAGGAAACAGAAAACACUGAAGCAGCUAUUAUUGACACUAUGUUAUUGAUUAUAAUGAGCACCCAAGAAAACGAUGGGAAAUGCAGUCAUAAUGAUCCAAUUAAAAGCGCUUAGCUGUUCAGACUGGGUCAU
Molecule: messenger RNA, 2407 nt
Organism: Lates calcarifer (barramundi perch)
Lineage: Eukaryota; Metazoa; Chordata; Actinopteri; Centropomidae
Product: B-cell receptor CD22
Exons: 8
Coding region: 394-1620 (408 amino acids)
Source: RefSeq, a predicted model, not a curated record